Molecule: messenger RNA, 1300 nt
Organism: Candoia aspera
Lineage: Eukaryota; Metazoa; Chordata; Lepidosauria; Squamata; Candoiidae
Gene: WNT4
Product: Wnt family member 4
Exons: 5
Coding region: 150-1205 (351 amino acids)
Biological process (GO): neuron differentiation; cell fate commitment; canonical Wnt signaling pathway
Cellular component (GO): extracellular region
Molecular function (GO): cytokine activity; frizzled binding
Source: RefSeq, a predicted model, not a curated record
CUGCCGCCGGCGCCUCACCCGGCUGCACCCCGCUGCCGUGGCCGGCGGAGCGGGCGGCGGCAGCACCUGAGCCCGGGCGGCAGGGCAGGGCCGGGCCGGGCCGGGCCGCCGCCGCCGCCGCCGCCUUCGCAGCGUCUGCGCCCUCCAGGAUGAGCCCGCGCUCCGUCCUGCGCUCGCUGCCGCUGCUCAUCCUCGCCGCCUUCUCGGCCAACGCCAGCAACUGGCUGUACUUGGCAAAGCUCUCCUCGGUGGGCAGCAUCUCGGAGGAGGAGACCUGCGAGAAGCUGAAGGGCCUGACCCAGCGCCAAGUGCAGAUGUGCAAGAGGAACCUGGAAGUCAUGGACUCCGUGCGCCGGGGGGCCCAGCUGGCGAUCGAGGACUGCCAGUUUCAGUUUCGCAACCGCCGAUGGAACUGCUCCACCCUCGACAGCCUACCGGUGUUCGGCAAGGUGGUCACACAAGGCACGCGAGAAGCUGCCUUCGUGUAUGCAAUUUCCUCCGCUGGCGUCGCCUUCGCCGUGACGCGGGCGUGCAGCAGCGGGGAACUUGAGAAAUGUGGCUGCGAUCACACGGUCCACGGCGUCAGCCCUCAGGGCUUCCAGUGGUCCGGCUGUUCUGACAACAUCGCUUAUGGCGUAGCUUUCUCCCAGUCAUUUGUGGAUGUGAGAGAGAGAAGCAAAGGGGCGUCUUCUAGCCGAGCCCUCAUGAACCUCCAUAAUAAUGAAGCCGGGAGAAAGGCCAUUCUGAACCAUAUGCGGGUGGAGUGCAAGUGCCAUGGAGUGUCGGGCUCCUGUGAGGUCAAGACAUGCUGGAAAGCCAUGCCUCCCUUCCGCAAAGUGGGCAACGUGCUGAAGGAGAAGUUUGACGGGGCCACCGAAGUCGAGCAGCGCAAGAUUGGCUCCACCAGGGUGCUGGUCCCCAAGAAUUCCCAGUUCAAGCCCCACACGGACGAGGACCUGGUGUACCUGGACUCCAGCCCUGAUUUCUGUGACCAUGACUUAAAGAACGGCGUCCUGGGCACCAGCGGGAGGCACUGCAACAAGACCUCCAAGGCCAUCGACGGCUGCGAGCUGAUGUGCUGCGGCCGCGGCUUCCACACGGACGAGGUGGAGAUGGUGGAGCGGUGCAGCUGCAAGUUCCACUGGUGCUGCUUCGUCAAGUGUAAACAGUGCCACCGGGUGGUGGAAAUGCACACAUGUCGGUGACAUGGGGGAAGCGAGCCAAGAGACCUCGUGGGACGGGGUCUUGGGAUCCCCUACAGAAAAUUGUGGCAAAGAAUGAAACAGAUCUCUUCUUUUUU